ACAUUUUACUUUCUAUUCCGCCAUCGUCAUGAUUGGCCUCAAAUCCACCCUCAACUGCAUAGACAACUCUGGCGCUCUUAUUGUAGAAUGUGUUAACGUUCUAAAAAAUAAGGUCACCAAUGGCUGGGGAUCCGUCGGCGACGAAAUCGUGUGCGUCGUGCAACGCGCUCGUCCAAUCUCAGCCGCUACCCAAGCUUCCGUGAACGCUGUCAAAGUCCGACGAGGAGACGUUCGAAGGGCUGUCAUUGUGCGGACACGUAAAGCGGUCCGACGACCAGACGGUAGUGUCAUUCGGUUCGAUGACAACGCCGCAGUGCUUCUGAACAACAAGAGGGAGAUGUUGGGAACGCGGAUUGGUGGGCUUGUGAGUGCAGAUUUGAGACUGAAGGGGUGGGGUAAAAUUGUCAGUCUUGCUCCAAAAGUUGUAUAGUUAAUGCCUACAUAUAUAUCCUGGGACAUCUUUUCCUCUUGAAACGUCUAGUCCGAAGUCCCCGAACUCUCCGUCGUCCGGUGGGUCUUAACAGUGCCUGUAGCUGA
Messenger RNA from Laccaria bicolor S238N-H82, 537 nucleotides. RefSeq names its product mitochondrial 54S ribosomal protein YmL38/YmL34. Bases 29 to 430 code for a protein of 133 amino acids. Lineage: Eukaryota; Fungi; Basidiomycota; Agaricomycetes; Agaricales; Hydnangiaceae. Gene Ontology annotation, biological process: translation. The record is from RefSeq and is a predicted model, not a curated record. Gene Ontology annotation, cellular component: mitochondrial large ribosomal subunit; ribosome. Gene Ontology annotation, molecular function: structural constituent of ribosome; large ribosomal subunit rRNA binding. The transcript is spliced from 3 exons.